This is a messenger RNA of Fusarium oxysporum Fo47, 2244 nucleotides long. RefSeq lists its product as uncharacterized. The record is from RefSeq and is a predicted model, not a curated record. The transcript is spliced from 2 exons. NCBI's taxonomy places the organism in Eukaryota, Fungi, Ascomycota, Sordariomycetes, Hypocreales, Nectriaceae. Bases 1 to 2244 code for a protein of 747 amino acids.
AUGGAUCACCUUCCAAUACCAGUAGACCCAGAAUGCCCAUUGCCAAAGGUCCCAUGGCUCGGGAUGAUGUACGACGGCCAUGGAUUCCAUAGGUAUCCCGAAAGAAUGGGCUGGACACGAGUGAAUCAUAAUGGGUUGCAUUAUCUACUACGCGGUGAUGAACUGGAAGAGGAUGAAGAAUUCGAGAUGGCCUUUCAUCAGGCAUGGUUAUGGACGGCGCUUUUGGUCGAUAUUAUGCGAACAUAUGAUGUCGUUACCAACUUCAGCGACUUCACAACCCCUCGUUUCAGCACAGAGAUCAAUUAUCCAGAGGGGACUGUAAUUUAUCUCACUACACAACAUUUACCUGCUUAUCUCAAAGAGAUGGCGAGUCGGGACCAAUCAUUCCCGCUAGGCGAACGGAAAAAUCGGCUCGCAAAUGCAUUGGCAAUACUUGCUGAAGCCGUAGAUUUUGCAUCUUGCUGUGCAGGAGCUGGAGGCUUACAUUCUUCAUCGCUGUCGGACGAGAUUGCGCUAUCUAUGGCCCGAGACUUUUUCGACGAGACCGCGAACGGCAUCUCUCAAGACAUGAAGCAAGCGUUCCAGGGAUUCAGUCAACUGAAGAGCAAGCUUCUUCGCCUAAAACUCCAGAGUUCUGGUUGGUGCAGAAGCAGUGUUGCGCUUUUAGAGGAUCAUCUUGACGUUGAAAACGUGCUGUACGCAAGUAUGUUGCAGCGCAAGGGGCCUGUUAGGGACCACUCGCAAUGCUCCGAUCAUACGUGUGUAGCGUAUCAGAUUGAGGAAGGAGUAUACCAAACGAGACACGUCAACGGCGACUGUGGAUGUGAUUUCGUUAUGGUGGAUGUCACUAGCAUAGACCGGAUCCUCCAGAAUGAUGGCAUUCCAGCCGCCAUGAUUUCCGCUCAUGCAACGUUGGAGGUUGUCGAUGUCGCUAGAGGUUCCUUACCUUAUGUCUGUAUCUCACAUGUCUGGUCAGAUGGUCUCGGGAAUGAGAAGGUCAACGCAUUGCCCAGGUGUCAAUUACAGCGUUUACGAGAAAUGUGCAACAGGAUUCAAGUCGGAGGUCAUGCCGACAGGCCAUCCAGUGUCGAAGGGCAUUCCAAUCUACGGACCGGAUCAGCGGGCGACCAAAUGCUCAUCUGGAUAGACACUCUUUGCGUGCCUGUCAAUUCGAAUCGAAGAUUGGCUCUCGAGGCCAUAGGGAGGACAUUCAAGGAAGCGGAGGUUGUUCUGGUCAUCGAUCUGGAGUUGACAAGUGUCAGUUUGAGCACCAGGUGGCAGGAGCUUUGCCUGCGCGUAGGGCUAAGCGGAUGGUCUCGGCGACUUUGGACGUUCCAGGAAGCAGCUCUGGCAAAGGAUCGACUGUAUUUCCAGUUCAAGGAAGGACCCUUAGACCUUUGGAGGGAAACGAUCGAUUCAUUAACGCAAGGACUUCGCGAACCCUCAUUUCGCAACACGUCGGAUCAAGCAUGCAUGUUGUUCUUCCGGCGCCGUGCGAGGCCAUACUUCGAAGACGACUCGUUCCUGUUCACUUUCCUCUGGAUGGCACAGUCCCUACGGUUCCGAACUACUAGCAAACAAAAGGAUGAGCCAUUCUGUCUUGCCUCUAGCCUCAGCCUCGAUCCCUCGAGGAUUUUGCAAUUUAGUACAAUUGAAGAAAGAAUGCGAGAGUUUUGGCGGAUUCUUUCAGAGAUGCCUUCAACGUUGUUUUUCUUAUCUUGUGCCAGACUGCAGUUUCCGGGAUACCGAUGGGCACCUCGAACAUUCCUCGAGCCAUUAUCCAAUCCAGUAUGGCGAUGGCGGGGUGAAGGAACAACAAGAAUUGCCAGGUGGGACGAAAAUGCGCAUGGACUUCGCGUCUGCCUCCCAGGGUAUCUCCUAUCCUUUGCCACACCUCUCAUGCCAGAAGACAAAAAGCGAGGACUUGUGAUAUGGGUGAGGAAGUCGACGAGCUUGGAAGACUCAUUUAAUGCUACACUGCGCAGUGAGGAGGAUUAUGCGCACGUCUGUGGACUAAGUGAAGUCAUUCUUAUCAUCGAGAACGAUGUGGAUCUCCCACUGGGUUGUCUCGUGCAUCGGAUAGGCGAAGAACAAAAUGUUGUGAGUGUGGAGUACCUGUUCGCAGUCGACAUAUGCCCAGUGAAAGAAAUGAUUAACUGGGAGUCUAUUGAUGCUGAUAAAUGGAAAUGGCAAGCAGAGUGUACAAAGGAAUAUAGUGAAGACCAAACCUGGUGCAUAGGUUAA